AUGGUCGAUGAUGCCAUGGACGCGGACAAAGGAGAACAGACGGCGCUCGGAGCAGCAGGAGCGGGAACUGCGACGAGUAAUACUACGAAAAGAAAAAUCGAGGUGAAAAAAUGGAACGCCGUCGCGGUGUGGUCGUGGAGCACCUCGUUCGAUUCGUGCGCGAUUUGUAGAAAUACGUUGCACGAACCGUCGAUCGAGUUUCAAGCGAACAGUCAACAAGAAGGCGCGGAUGGGUUGUCCAUCGCGUGGGGGAACUGCGGUCACGUGUUCCACUUAGAUUGCAUCUCCAAGUGGUUGAAACAACGGUCGUUUUGCCCGUUGUGUCAAAAAGAGUGGGAGUUUAUGAAGAUGGAGAAGAUACAGUUACCGGUGUUGGGCGGGAACGAUUAA
Messenger RNA from Bathycoccus prasinos, 390 nucleotides. Its product is annotated as RING-box protein 1. The record is from RefSeq and is a predicted model, not a curated record. The transcript is spliced from 2 exons. Gene Ontology annotation, molecular function: cullin family protein binding; zinc ion binding; ubiquitin protein ligase activity. Bases 1 to 390 code for a protein of 129 amino acids. Gene Ontology annotation, biological process: ubiquitin-dependent protein catabolic process; protein ubiquitination. Lineage: Eukaryota; Viridiplantae; Chlorophyta; Mamiellophyceae; Mamiellales; Bathycoccaceae. Gene Ontology annotation, cellular component: cullin-RING ubiquitin ligase complex; nucleus.